UGUAAAUUAGAUAAAAAUAUCGUUUGUAAAUGUAAUUUUCCCAAUGUUUUUUUCUUGGCCACAAUUUAAUAUGACUACUCAGAUUUCCUGUAAACCAAUGCAGGAUGGAUAGCGUUCGAAGAGAAGAUCUAAAGCUUUGGCGGUCUAGGAGCGUAUAAUUCUGAACAUUUUUUGCAUGGCUGCUCCGGUGGGGGAGAGAGUAGCUUUGGUUGCUCUACGGUCAGUUAUGGUCCGAGUUCGGCAAGCAGCGGAGAGGUCUGGUCGAACGGCGGAAGAGGUUCGGGUUGUGGCUGUUUCCAAAACCAAGCCCCUUUCUCUCAUCCGUCAGGUGUAUGACUCCGGCCAUAGAUGCUUUGGUGAAAACUACGUUCAGGAGAUUCUCGAGAAAGCUCCUCAGCUUCCUGAUGACAUAGAAUGGCAUUUUAUUGGACAUUUACAGAGCAACAAAGUGAAAUCUCUUCUGGCUGGAGUGCCUAAUAUAAGCAUGGUUCAGGGUGUGCACAGUGAGAAGAUUGCAAAUCAUCUUGACAAUGCAGUGUCAAGCCUAUCAAUGAAUCCUUUGAAGGUUUUAGUCCAAGUGAAUACCAGUGGAGAACCAUCAAAAUCUGGUGUUGACCCUUCUGGUGUUGUUGAGCUUGCAAAACAUGUCAAAUUGCACUGCCCAAAUCUACAGUUUUCUGGGUUAAUGACAAUCGGGAUGCCGGACUACACAUCAACUCCAGAGAACUUUAGGACAUUGUCGAACUGCAGACUUGAGGUGUGCAAGGCACUUGGGUUUACAGAAGAGCAGUGUGAACUUUCAAUGGGCAUGUCUGGUGACUUUGAGCAAGCGAUUGAAAUGGGCAGCACUAAUGUGAGAAUCGGUUCAACUAUAUUUGGACCAAGGGAAUAUCCAAAUAAACGAUGAAAUUAGUAAUUAGAUCGGAAGUCCCUGUUCACUUUGCUUAAUUUUAUCUAGUGCUGUAUACUUGUAUCAUUGAUAAGCCUAGCAAAAAGGCAUGAUCUUUUAUAUCUUAGAACUGAUUUGUUUUACUGAAAAACGAGAAAAAAACAGAAGGGGAAAGUGAUUGUCGAACUUGUAAAAAUAAAUAAAUAUAUUUAUAUAGGCUAAGACUAU
Molecule: messenger RNA, 1117 nt
Organism: Cannabis sativa
Lineage: Eukaryota; Viridiplantae; Streptophyta; Magnoliopsida; Rosales; Cannabaceae
Exons: 7
Coding region: 176-907 (243 amino acids)
Cellular component (GO): intracellular anatomical structure
Molecular function (GO): pyridoxal phosphate binding
Source: RefSeq, a predicted model, not a curated record